This is a messenger RNA of Knipowitschia caucasica, 723 nucleotides long. The record is from the annotation of a GenBank genome assembly. NCBI's taxonomy places the organism in Eukaryota, Metazoa, Chordata, Actinopteri, Gobiiformes, Gobiidae.
AUGAGGAGUGAGGAGCAGAUGAGGUCUGAGAUGAGGAGAGAGGAGCAGAGGAGGUCAGGGAUGAGGAGAGAGGAGCAGAGGAGGUCUGAGAUGAGGAGAGAGGAGCAGAGGAGGUCAGGGAUGAGGAGAGAGGAGCAGAGGAGGUCAGAGAUGAGGAGAGAGGAGCAGAGGAGGUCAGAGAUGAGGAGAGAGGAGCAGAGGAGGUCAGAGAUGAGGAGUGAGGAGCAGAGGAGGUCAGGGAUGAGGAGAGAGGAGCAGAGGAGGUCAGAGAUGAGGAGUGAGGAGCAGAGGAGGUGGGAAAGUAGGAGAGAGGCAGAGAGGACACCAUACAGAAGAGAGGAAGUCAGAAAAGAGGGGAGAGGCGGAGAGGAGACCAUACAGAAGAGAGGAGAAGAGGAGGCCAGAAAGGAGGAGAGAGAGGCGGAGAGGAGACCAUACAGAAGAGAGGAAGUCAGAAAAGAGGAGAGAGGCGGAGAGGAGACCAUACAGAAGAGAGGAGAAAAGGAGGCCAGAAAGGAAGAGAGAGAGGCGGAGAGGGGACCAUACAGAAGAGAGGAGAAGAGGAGGCCAGAAAGGAGGAGAGAGAGGCAGAGAGGAGACCAUACAGAAGAGAGGAGAAGAGGAGGCCAGAAAGGAGGAGAGAGAGGCGGAGAGGAGACCAAACAGAAGAGAGGAAGUCAGAAAGGAGGAGAGAAAAACAGGAGGUCAGAGAGGAGAAAAUAG